Messenger RNA from Brassica napus (rape), 788 nucleotides. RefSeq names its product S-protein homolog 24. The coding region runs from base 251 to 688 and encodes 145 amino acids. The transcript has a single exon. Lineage: Eukaryota; Viridiplantae; Streptophyta; Magnoliopsida; Brassicales; Brassicaceae. The record is from RefSeq and is a predicted model, not a curated record.
UAUUUGAGAUUCAUAAUUAUUUGAGAGAAAGUUAUUUUCAAUGGGAAAAUGUAUCUUAGACAAUUAAUUUCUCUAAAUCUAAUACCCUUUGGAAUUAUUUGAGCAACUUUGCUUUCUUAUAACUACUCAAAAACUCUAGUGACUUUUUAACUAAUUUACGUACUUAAAUUAAAUUAUUAUAAGUUAAUUUUGCUCUAUAUAAAUUAUGUAUUCUUGAUUACAUUAAUACCUUUACUACAAGCAUAUCAUCAUGACAAACUCAUCGAAGACAAAGCUCACAUAUAUUUUUUGGUUUGCUAUAACCAUAAUGGUGAUAAUAACAUUGAUAUGUUCAGAAGGUUAUAAAAUUCCCAUUACAGGACCACUAAUGAAAGUCGAAAUUAAGAAUAAUAAUACAUAUAUUCUUGAUGUGCAUUGUAAAUCAGCAGAUGAUGACAUAGGGUCGCGUGCUCUUAAGAACGGUGAAUCAUAUCGUUGGCAGUUUUAUGUUAAUUUUUUUAAUAGUACACUAUACUUUUGUGAAUUUCAUCAAGGCAAAGUAACAAAAGGUGUGUUCGACAUUUACGAUGCGCUUAGAGAUUUUAAAAGAUGUACUCGAUGUACAUGGAUGGCAGAGACUGAUGGUCUAUACGGAUUUAGUGAGAAGAAACCACCACCAGCCGCAGUGUUCUAUAAAUGGUUAAAGUAGUAUAAAAUAAGUAAUUUGAUAAAAGUAUGUAAUGCAAUUUAUUAAAAUAUAAAUAAAAUAGGACUUACCUUUUAACUGGUAAGUUUUAUUUAAUUAUUCA